This is a messenger RNA of Schistocerca cancellata (South American locust), 863 nucleotides long. Its product is annotated as ankyrin repeat domain-containing protein 65-like. The transcript has 4 exons. Gene Ontology annotation, cellular component: cytoplasm; nucleus. Gene Ontology annotation, molecular function: protein binding. Bases 186 to 815 code for a protein of 209 amino acids. The record is from RefSeq and is a predicted model, not a curated record. Lineage: Eukaryota; Metazoa; Arthropoda; Insecta; Orthoptera; Acrididae.
CGCAUUUGUAGCGAGUCGUGUCCAGUGUGACGUUCUGCGUUGGGGUUUCGUGCUGCUGUUUCUGCGCCGAGAAUUUCUUCUGCUACACCCACACCCUUAAUAAGGAUAACGCCAUUGCAGUGAGGUGCUCGUGCCCGGACGCCACCAGGGCUGCCGUCGCCUUCAUAAAGGACCACCUGCAGGUGAUGACCACACGGGGCUGGGCGGACGCUGUGCUCGAGUACCCGCAAGAGGUGAUUGAAGUCAGCAGUAAGCUCGGUGAGCCACCAGCAGAAGCCAGCUCGCCGACCGCCACAGGGGGCGGAUCCCCCACCAACUCUGACCGUCAACCCCACAGCGGCCACAGCCGGACUCCUGCUGCAGCUGCGCCUCCCACGUCUGCCCGACACACCCCUCCACCUGAUGACGCAGCCGUCUCGCGCUUCCGGAGCCUUUCUGAUGCAGAGCAAGGCAGGAGGCUGAUAAAGGCGGCUGAGGAGGGGGCGGUGGAGGAGGUGCGGCUGUUGCUGGCGGCUGGGGCGGACGUGGGGGUGAGGGACUGGGCCGGGGAGACCGCCCUGCACUGGGCUGCAGUGAGAGGCCACGCGGCUGUGGUGCGGCUGUUGAUCUCUGCGGCGUCCGACCCCAACGCCAGGGAUCAGUGGUGGCGGACGCCGCUGCACUGGGCGGCACGGAAUGGCCACGCAGAAGCGGCGGCUGCGUUGCUGCAGGCUGGAGCCGACAGGGGGAAGACGGAUGAACAUGGGGACACCCCCCUGGACUACGCCAGGCAGUACGACCAACACCAUCUCGUCGAGAUGCUAACACAGCGUUAAUACGUGCCACUAGAGAAAAUGACAUGUACUUCAUUCUACAUAACAUUA